GGUGGACUGCGGCGCUCGCCAUCCCUUCAUCUGGUGGGAGGGGGCCGUCAGGGGAUCCGGUGGUGCGGCUCAAAUGUAGGGAUGGAUUCAUUGGUUGGCACCUAAACGGCGGAGAGUGACGGGGCUCUCCUCCGGUUGGGUCCAUCCAAGAGGGUGCGCAGGAAUGGAGGCGACGACGACGAUGAUCGAGGACCUGGAUCAGGAGGACGAGGACCUGGAGACAUGGGGGGAUUUGGCUCCCGAGCUUCUGACCAACGUGGUGGAGAGGGUGCAGCAGAGCAAAGGCCAAGCGAGGCGCGUGGUUGCAAUGGCCGGGGUUUGCCGAUCGUGGAGGAGCCAGAUCCUUGGCUUCGUCCAGCGGCAGGGUAGCAAGGUUGGGGAUUGGGCCGCUUCCGCCCCGCCUUCAUGCCCAGUGAUCGAGUUCCCGUGGAGACUGAUGCAGCCGGGGCCUCGGGGUCAUCAUCCUCCGAUCCAGUGCUUGCUCACGCGCAAGGGGAACCACUUUCUUCUGUACCAGACCCUCAUGAGCAGUGGUGUGGACGCGUCGGAUGCGGGUGCUCAUGGCGACCACAAGCACUUCCUCUUGGCUGCCCGCCGGAGAUGGCUCCCGACUGGAUUCUCGUACAUCGUCGGGAAGGACCCGCAAGAUCUCAUGGACAAGCAGGGCCCGGACACUCUUGGCAAGCUCAAGUCCAACUUUUGGGCGUCCGAGUUUGUGCUGUGGGAGAAGCAAGACGACGCGGAUGACGACGACGGCAAGACCAGCAGCAUUCCGGUGGUAAGCUUGAGAUUUGUAGAGCAUAUAGUGAACGGGAUCCGGCAGAGACGCAUCCAGUGCGCUCUCCCGCAGCCAUGCAAAGCUGGCGGCGGCCUCAGUUUUGUUCUCGAGAGGCGGAGGCUGAGGAACGAGCGCAGGCUGAUGCCUGCGUCGGUCAGGUCGUGGCUGCUCACGUGGAGCUGUGCUUCCCCAUAUGCUAGCUUCAAGAGCUGCGGUAGCAGCAGCAGCAACAGGAUCAGGCGGAGGAGUAGACGGUCGUCGAUGCUGGAGAUUGCUGCCACAAGCCGAUCGGCUGCGGCGGCGGUGGCUCUCCCUCCGGCUGCUGCUGCUUUGAUGCCGGUGAUGAUGCAAGCCGAGGGAGACGAGAGUGAGGUGGAGUCGGAGGGCUGCCAUCACCUGGAGCUCCGGAGCAAAGUUCCUGCAUGGGAUGCCCAGCAGCAGUGCUGGUCGCUCGACUUCAAGGGCCGAGCAACGAUGCCAUCCAUGCACAACUUUCAGCUGAUUAGCGCCGACAGCAGCAGCAACAGCAACAACAACAACAACAACAACAACACGAUAAUCUUGCAGCUGGGCAAGAUCGACAAGAACGUCUAUACCAUGGAUUUUUGCUACCCGCUGUCGGCGUUCCAGGCGUUUGCAAUCUGCCUGAGCAGCUUUGCCACUAGUGCGGGGCUUGAGCCGUGACGAGAGUUCUCGAGGCACAAACAAAGCAAAUAAGUAAAGCGUUUUGAGUUUGAGGA
This is a messenger RNA of Selaginella moellendorffii, 1518 nucleotides long. RefSeq names its product tubby-like F-box protein 1. The record is from RefSeq and is a predicted model, not a curated record. Lineage: Eukaryota; Viridiplantae; Streptophyta; Lycopodiopsida; Selaginellales; Selaginellaceae. The coding region runs from base 164 to 1462 and encodes 432 amino acids. The transcript has a single exon.